AUGUCAUCUGACGAAACCGUCCUUGCUGAUCUGGGCUACAGACAAGAGUUCAAGAGAGACUUCUCUCGCUUCGAGCUCUUCGGGCUGUCAUUCAGUAUCAUGGGCAUCGUCCAGUCGAUCGCCUCCAUACUUUCCUAUUCGAUUCCGUAUGGAGGUCCUGUCUCCAUGAUCUGGGGGUGGGUAGCCGGAUCCACUUUUAUAAUCUGCAUCGCUCUCGCCAUUUCAGAGCUUGGAUCGUCUGCGCCUACCUCCGGUGGCCUAUACUAUUGGACCUUUAAGUACUCGUCCCCGCGUUAUCGUAAAUUUUUUUCCUGGCUCAUUGGCUACGUGAAUACGAUUGGAUAUAUAGCCGGUGUAGCUGGUACAGAUUACAGCUGCGCUGUAGCGAUAUUAACAGCGGCCACUCUAGGCUCGAAUGGUACGUACGCACCGACGACCGCUCAAAUCUACGGGGUAUUUUGCGCUUUGCUAGCUUCUCAUGCGCUUCUGGCCAGUCUCGCAACAAAGGUCAUAGCUAGGCUACAGCUCGUUUAUGUCUUGCUCAAUAUUGCGGUGUUCUUUGCCAUCGUUAUCGCUAUUCCAGCGGCUACACCCGUAGAAUUCAAGAACGACGCAAAAUAUGCAUUUGGUCACUUUGAAAAUCUUUCCGGAUAUCCCAACGGAUUUGCGUUCUUCAUGAGCUUCUUGGCGCCCCUUUGGACAAUAGGUGGCUUUGAUGCUCCCGUGCAUAUAUCUGAAGAAGCAAAGAAUGCACGUACUGCCGUACCGUUCGCAAUCAUGAGCGCCACUGGCCUUGGAUGCAUUCUUGGUUUUGCUGUUAACAUCUGUUUGGUCUUAAACAUGGGUACAGAUUUGGUAUCCAUCAUUGCUAGUCCCAUAGGACAGCCGAUGGCAGCCAUUCUUUUCAAUAGUCUAGGGACCAGGGGUACAAUCGCGUUCUGGGUAUUCAUCAUCAUGACCUUGUAUAUGGCGUCAAUGGACCUCCUCAUUUCUGCUUCCCGACAAACCUUCGCUUUCUCCCGCGAUGGCGCUCUUCCCUUGUCGGCAGUCUUGUACCGGAUAAAUUCUCACACAGGCACGCCUACGAAUUGCGUCUGUGUUUGCGCGUUUAUUGCCGCCACGUUGGGCCUUUUAUCGUUUGCAGGUUCGGCAGCAAUCGGAGCCAUCUUUACCAUGGGCGUAGCAUGUCAAUACAUCUGCUACUGCACUCCCGUCGUCGCCCGCUUCCUUGGCGGACAAACGUUCACCCCUGGCCCUUUCAACCUCGGCAAAGCGAGCGGUCCUGUCUCAUUUAUGGCAUCGAUUUUCAUGAUAUUCAUGAUAAUCGUGUUGUGUUUCCCAUCUACACCGGCGCCUCUUGCUCAAGAUAUGAACUACUCUAGCGUAGUUGUCGGGGGAACCAUCGUACUGGCGUCGAUGUAUUACUUUGUUAGUGGGCAGUUCUGGUUUACUGGGCCUGUAACAACUGUUCAAGAUGAGUGCAUGGAGAAGCGCGUCAGCGUAGGAACUUCAAGUCAAGCGUCUAGAUGA
Desarmillaria tabescens is the source of this 1530-nucleotide messenger RNA. RefSeq names its product amino acid/polyamine transporter I. Gene Ontology annotation, biological process: transmembrane transport. The record is from RefSeq and is a predicted model, not a curated record. NCBI's taxonomy places the organism in Eukaryota, Fungi, Basidiomycota, Agaricomycetes, Agaricales, Physalacriaceae. The coding region runs from base 1 to 1530 and encodes 509 amino acids. Gene Ontology annotation, molecular function: transmembrane transporter activity. The transcript is spliced from 13 exons. Gene Ontology annotation, cellular component: membrane.